AUGCUUAUUUUUCUUAUUAUUUUUCUUUUUUCAAUUAAUAUAAUAAAUGGCAUUAAGGAAAAUACGACUAAUAUUACAUUAUUAUAUAAUAAUUCAUUACCAAUAGAAAAACUUUUACAUCAACAAUAUGAUAAUCGUCAAAUAAAAUUAAAUCGUACAAUUAAUAAUCGUCCAUGGAAAAAAUCAAAUUCAAUUGAAACAUUAAAAAAAAUAAUGGCUACUUAUCGACCACGUUCAUCAAUAAAUAAUCGAACAUUAAUAACAACUAAUAUUACAAGUAUGUUCAAUUUAUUUAUCUUAUAUAAUUAAUAUUAUAAUUUAUACAAUAGAAAUUAUUUAGAAUUUAUUUAAAAUAAAACAAAAAAAAAAUAUGACAAGUUCAUAAUUAAGAAUAUGUAAUUAUCUAUUAUGACAUAAAACAUUCUAAAUAUUAUGAAAAACAGGAGCAGUUGCUUUUAUACUAAGCUAGUAAAUCAAUGGAUAUAUUUGUCAUAUUGAUAAGUGAUAUCAUCAGUUAUCAAUCAUUGAUGUCCUAACUUCGACACAUGUCUUGUAUGUUAAUUUAUCUUCAUACUACCAGAAAAGUAAUGUUUUACCCAGAAUUUCUCUUUUAAAGAAAUUAUUUCUAACUCUGUAUACGCUAACAUCUGUUUAUUUUUUCUCAGAUCACAAACAUAUAGUACGUUAUAGAAUAACUAUAAAAAUUUUCAUAGAGUCAAUCUAAUCUUUGAUGAAAUAUCAUUCCUAUAUUGGAUAAUAUAGACUAUAAGAUCGUUUUUCCAUGGAUCUAUUUUUAGCACAUGUUUGUAUUGAAUCUUUGACUUUUAUAACAUAAACUAUUGGUAUAGAUCGACCGCAGAUUAACUGAUAGCAUAAACACAAUCAUAUUAACAAGCAAGUCUAUAGUUCAAUAUAAAUAAUCCUUCUACAAUAUUUUCUUAUGUUAAUGAUAGUGGCGGAACUGGAAUUUUGACGAUGGGGAGGCUCAGCUGGUUGGACUCUAAGCAUAGUUUAGUUGGCACUGCUUCGUUCGGUGUUGGAGUUCAGACAUCCCUUGGCUACGCAACUAUUUAAUGAUCUUGAGACUUGAAUAAUCAAGUAUACAAAAAUUUGUCAUUGAACUUUUUCUUAUAUCUCAUAAUGAAAAAUUUCAUUAUCUUUAAUCAAUAAAUUGUUUGCUUCUAAGUCAAUUAUAAUAAAUAAUUUCAAAUCAAAAUUGAUUUUAUUUUGACAAACGAUCAUUAGUCAUUCACACAAUGAUGAUUUCAGAAUAUAAAGACAUACCAAAAAUAAAAUACUAAAUCUAUGAUUGAUUGACAUCAAGAUUGAUUAUUAUUUAUCCCUUUGAGUGCCGACUUUUUUUUUUUACCGAAUUUAAAUUUGAUAAAACAUGUUAUUAAAUAGCUAGAUGAUACUGCGAAACCUGUGGUUAAGUUAAAAUUAAUUAAAUUCACUUUUUGGCAUAUUCCUGAGGGGGACCAAAAUGUGAUGAAAAAUGAAAGUCUCAAAAACGAUAUGAAACAUAUAUAGAUCGAUGCAGUUUUGUGUGCUGAUUCAGAAUAUGAUAAUUGUUUGAAGUCAAAUAAACUUUAUUCUCGUCGAACAGUGUCAAAUACUAGUCAAAAAGAGCAAAAAUGAAUGUUGAGGAUAGGAGUUCGACAGAAAGUGAUUCACUAGACA
Messenger RNA from Rotaria sp. Silwood2, 1680 nucleotides. NCBI's taxonomy places the organism in Eukaryota, Metazoa, Rotifera, Eurotatoria, Philodinida, Philodinidae. The record is from the annotation of a GenBank genome assembly.